Messenger RNA from Hippopotamus amphibius kiboko, 2090 nucleotides. It is a transcript of the gene FCRL6, whose product is annotated as Fc receptor like 6. The coding region runs from base 575 to 1891 and encodes 438 amino acids. The record is from RefSeq and is a predicted model, not a curated record. The transcript is spliced from 14 exons. Lineage: Eukaryota; Metazoa; Chordata; Mammalia; Artiodactyla; Hippopotamidae. Gene Ontology annotation, biological process: cell surface receptor signaling pathway. Gene Ontology annotation, molecular function: transmembrane signaling receptor activity.
ACAGCGACAGCUGCCCCGGCCUCGCCCUGCACCGGCUGCGCAUCCCGGAUUUCUGCCCGCCGGGCGCGGAGCAGAUCGACCGCUUCGUGAAGAUCGUGGACGAGGCCAACGCCCGGGGAGAGGGAAGAAUGUGCCUGCAUCCAUUUCCAGCUGCUUCUGUGGAGCCAUUCCCUAAUUUCUAAGGUUGCUUUUGGUGACCACAGGCUUCUAGGCUGCCCUAUCUGAAGCACAACUGAAAAAAAACUUUAACAUGCUAAGUAGGAAUAUAUAUGCAAGGAAGAAUGUCAUGGCUAGGUGGUGAGUGGUACUGCCAACCAAUACAGGAAACACCAGAAGAGGACCAGGUUUGAAGGCAGGCGCUGGAUUCAGUCUCAACACACUGAGCUUAAGAAACCUCUGAGACCUCCAUGCAGGGCUCUCAGGGAAGGAGGCAGGAAUCAGCGGUGACAACGUGAGCAUGAAAUCAAACAGAAUGUGGACAAAAGCCCAUCCGUUGGAUAUGCUGGAGGCGUGAAGGAGGCAGAAGCCAAACUGGAGUUGGUUGAGGGAUGAUCUGCCCUAGGUUCCCUCCUCCAUGCCCGGCCUCAUGCUGCUCUGGAUGGCUGCGCUGCUCUCCGUUCCCUGUGUUGGAAAAACUGCCUGGCUGAGCCUCCGCGUCCAGCCAUACCCUGUGUUUGAAGGGGAUCUCUUGAUUCUGCAAUGCCGGGAAAGGAAGAACGCAGCACUGUCCCAGGUGACAUUCUACAGGAACAGAAAAUUCCUCCAUUUCUCUAAAGACAACCAGCCUCUGUCCAUGGGGGCAGCGAUGCGGAACAGCAGUGGCAGGUACAGCUGCAGUGGGCAGCUGACAUACAAGCAGUCUGUGGGCAAACACACCUCAGAGACUGUCACGGUUCAAGUCCAAGAGCUGUUCCCGCCUCCUGUGCUGAGAGCCUACCCCUCUCAUGAGGUCCCUGAGGGGAGCCCCGUGACCUUGAGAUGCCAGACGAAGCUGCACUCCCUGAGGUCGGCCUGGCGGCUCUUCUUCUCCUUCCACAAGGAGGGCCACACCCUGCAGGACAGGGGCCUCCACCCAGAGCUCUGCAUCCCAGCAGCCCAGGAGGGAGACUCCGGGCUUUACUGGUGCGAGGCAGCCCUUGAGCAUGGCUGGGUCCAGAAACGGAGCCCCCCGCUGGAGGUCAGGGUGUGGGCUCCUGUGUCCCGUCCCCGGCUCAGCCUGAGACCCACCAGCCUCGUAGUGGGGGAGCUGGUGGAGAUGCUCUGUGAGGCCGAGCAGGGCUCCCCUCCAAUCCUGUACUCUCUCCGCCUCAAUGGGGACAUCCUGCGGAACCACAUGGCGCCCCACGGCGGAGCUGCCUCCUUCCUCUUCCCGGUGGUGUCACAGCAGGAUGCCGGGAACUACUCCUGCGAGGCUGAGAAUGCAGUCUCCAAAGAGACAAGCAAGCCCGGGACGCUCUCCGUGCAUGGUCUUCGGGUCUUAUCUGCCCCCAACAGCAGCAACUGGCUGGUUCCUUGGCUGCCUGCAAGCCUGCUUGGCGUGAUGGUCAUUGCCACUGCACUUCUGGUGUAUUUCAGACCCUGGAGAAAAACCGGGCCCCUUCCAGCCCGGAACCUGCCCCCAGCCCCCGAUGGAGAGCAGCACGCACUGUAUGCCAAUGUUCAUUACCAGAAGGAGAACGAUGAAGCCUGUAUCUAUUCUGUGAUACACACAAUCCCAGAGGAGAGUGAAGCCAGCCCUGCCCAGUCAGCCCUGCAGGAAAAGGACACUUCUGUCAUCUACGCUGAGGUGAGACGCCCGAAGCUCGGGGAGGUUCCAGCCAAGGGGCUGAACGGAAAAAGCAGGACCCACCAAGAUCCCACUGGUGGCUGCGAGGAGGUCCUCUGCUCGUGAUGGCCUCCCCUCCCCCACAACACACACACCCAUCAGCAGCCCCCAGGGCUCCCCCGGAGGCCCGCUGUCCCCAGCCGCUUCUGUGGUCCUCCAGUUCCCCAGCCCAGCAGCCAGAACCCCAGUUUGUGGAGCACAUCAGAAAACUCCAUUACCCCUUAGAUGCUUAAAAAGAUACAUAGUUGUAGAUUCUAUUUGUUAA